Plodia interpunctella (Indianmeal moth) is the source of this 5245-nucleotide messenger RNA. It is a transcript of the gene RhoGAP15B, whose product is annotated as Rho GTPase activating protein at 15B. Gene Ontology annotation, cellular component: cytoplasm. The coding region runs from base 319 to 3540 and encodes 1073 amino acids. Lineage: Eukaryota; Metazoa; Arthropoda; Insecta; Lepidoptera; Pyralidae. The record is from RefSeq and is a predicted model, not a curated record. The transcript has 11 exons. Gene Ontology annotation, biological process: signal transduction. Gene Ontology annotation, molecular function: phosphatidylinositol-3,4,5-trisphosphate binding.
AUUAUCCGUGGCCCUGUUGUUUGUAGUACCUACGUGAAAGGAAGUGUUUUUACUACAAUUUAAUUCAAUUUGUUCUGUGUCUAUUUCCGCGUUAAAUUCAUUACCGUAUGGAUUUCAAAUUACUGACUAAAAGCCUCAAUAGUGUUAGUUCUUCUGGAAUUUGAUAUUGAGGUAAUUUAGAGAAUUAUUAUGGUACCUACUUGGUGACUCAACGUUUUUGUUUGUGUGGCUUACUUGUUGAAUAGUAUUGUAGUAGGUACAUUGGUAUCGAUUUUGUGUACAUAAUCAAUAUAAUAGUGAUACGUUAGGUCUUGGGAUAUGGAUAAUCCGCCUGUCCCGAAGCCUCGAAGCGUGUUACCAGCGCAAAUAGAUUCAACAACGAAGCAGCCGGUGCCGCUUCCCCGAACAAAGGUUCCGACUACAGAAAAAUCUAGGAGUACUGCCAUUUUGAGAUCAUUCAGUUCUGUGUCAAAAAUCACGGGAGAUGUGGCCAAUAAAGUCGCUAGUUCGGCGAAAACUGCCAAAACAGACAGUUCAAAGUUUGCCAAAGAAACCCUGGAAAGAACGCUGCAGUCUUCAAGAGCUGUCUUCGACGGGACCAAGUCCAGUUUGAAGCUGCGCAGACAUAAGAGAUUGGAUGGUGAUGAAAAUCUAGCAGAGAAACAUAUGUCCAUGCCAUGUGUCGAUGUCAGUCUCUUUGAAAACAUACAAUUCCAUUCUCCUAUGCUGGAACUGAAGAAGUACAGAAAACAAGAUGGACAUAUUGAAAAUCCUUCUCUGGCUUUAAACAAAACACAGUUUGAUGACAUUUCGAUAUUUUCCAACAACUCUGAUUCAAAUACAGAAUCUAUGAGUGAUUUUUCCCGAGACAGCAUAGAAUUUGAACAUAAUCCAAACAUGAUUGAAAGCGAUCAAAUGACUUAUGAUACCCCAAGACAAUCCAGAACAAACAGCAUGAUCAGUGAGACGGUGGAGAUACCAGAAAGAAGGACGAAGAGGGCUAGUGAGGUAAGCUUUAUGAGAAACAACUCUAUGUAUGAAAAUUGGACUCUGCCAUGUUCAAAAGCUCCCAAAGAAUCUACGCAGGAGGUAAACACUGAAAUAAUAGAUGAGAGACCUAGUAAAAGUACAAUAUUUGAAUUUGACCCUCUGAACACGAGUUCAUCAAGAAAAUAUGAUGGUGUUAGUAAUGAGUUGUUAUUAUUGGAAUCUUUUUUGAUUGGUGACACAUAUGGUUCUAUCAUCUCAAAUGAUGGGCAUGAAGAUCAUUUUGAGUUCAUGGAGAGUGAGCACUUCAAUCCCCCAACGCCACCAGAGAGGUCAGACAGUUUGUUUCCUGAUAUAGAGCCAGUGUUGAUGGAACCAGUUGUCAAAGAUGGUAACAAACCUCUGUGCAAUGAUACAAAAAAGACUCCAAAGUCAGUGAUGCAUAAAUUCACACAAAUAUUAAAAUUAGACUCUAAACUAAAUAAGGUGAAUAAACAAGAAGGGGUGGAUGUGAAAACCGUUGAACGCCCUCCAAUAAAUCAACUACAAGUUCCGUAUUACUGCGGAACUUUGACCCGGGUAGGGUCUGCAGUAGGGGAGGAAAUCUUCAAAAACUCACAAUCGCGGUACUGUGUUCUGUCUGAGCAAAAGUUUAUGUGUUAUACAGACCCAACAAAAUCUGUUCUAAAGGAGGCUUACACACUGGAUAAUAUACACUCAGUGCAAUUGGUCCUGCCUAUAUCUACAAGUACAACGGCGAACUCAUUCUGUUUUGAGCUGUUGGUUUCUUCGGGCAACAGUCGUCAAGCGCGGAAGAUAGUGUUCAGUUCUGAGACUGCUGCGCUUCGUAGGACCUGGACGCACCACUUUGCGGCGCACUUAACCUCCUUCCCUAACAAAUAUACCCUGGACUUCACGAGAUGCGGCUGGUGCUAUUUGAAGGAAGGCGUGACCGGCGAGUGGCAGGGUACCUGGAUGAUACUGCAUCGACGAGUGCUGGCCUAUUACGUCGGCCAGGACACUAAUGUCUGCAAUGUAGAUCUUAGGAAAGCGAGGUGUGUUGCGACCCAAGAAGCGGACGACGACACGAAGUCCACUUGUCAGUCGGAUUGCGGCGACAACUUGUUGCUCGACUGCCCGGACACCACGCUGUACCUGCACUUCCCGCACGAGCGAGAGCUCAAGAGCUGGCGGUUCAUGGCGCGGCUGGCGGCGCACAACAACGGCAGCCAUUUGUACCACCAACAGCUGACCAAGGAAGACGUGCCCGUAGUCGUCGACAAGUGUCUCAGCUUCGUGUAUGCGCAUGGAAGCCUAUCGGAAGGCAUCUACAGACGCGCCGGUUCCAACUUGAUGAUUUCCGACAUCUUGACGCGGUUUCGGCGCGACGCCUGGGCGGUGCAGCUCACCCACGGCGUGCAGACUGAACAUGACGUCGCCGGAGCCCUCAAGAGGUUCUUCAGGGAACUCCCGGAGCCACUCAUACCCAAGGACAAGCAUCAGGAGAUGCUGGAUGCUCAAGCUCUGGAACCCGCAGAGCGGUACGAACUGUAUCGAAGGAUCAUGACGUCACUCCCUCUCGUGGCUGCUAACACAGCUCGGAGGUUGUUCGCGCACCUCCACUUCAUCCAGUCCAUGAUGUAUGCAAACAAGAUGAGUGCCGAGAACCUGGCGGCCAUCUGGGUGCCAACAGUCACGCCUGCUGCUAUGACGACAGACCCUCUUCAGAAUGACUGGAACGCCUAUCUGGUGGUUGUGAAAGAUCUGAUUGCUAACUUCGAGUCUAUCUGGGAGCCAACCGAGGCUGAGAAGCGGCGGGAAGCGGCAAUCCGAAGGGUGCUGGUCAAGGUCUACGGGCCGCCUACCCAGGUGGCUCCCAAGGCAGCUGGCGACCUGAGGACGUGGAUCUACGUACAUGACAGAAACACAUGCCAUCAAAUUGCGUUAACGCCAAGCAAGACAUGUUCAGACAUAUGUAUAGAAUUAUGCGAGAAAGCGGGUACGUACUCCCACCUUUUGAUGCUCGAAGAGAUUGUAUGCGAAAAUUCAAUGCGUCGUAUAAUACACAAAGAUGAGAUUCUUCUAGACGUAGUUCUACGAUGGGGUUACUGGGACGAGGAACAUAUAAAGGACAAUUACCUUCUGUUGAGCGAGAACACGGUCCUACAACAAAUCGACAACUUAAAGGGCUCGGUGGGCGCCAUCAGCGGAAUGUUGAAGUUUGCGAACGAAACCACAAAAACAUAUAAGUCGCAUAUGUUUGGAAUCCAAGAUGGCAGUCUCUGCUACUUUAAAGAUAAGCAGGUAACACAGAAAGUCGAGGAAUGGAAAAUCAAGGACCACCUUUGGUUCAUGGGUCACGAGCUGAAGGCAAACCCGCAUGCGCAGUGGUCGAUCACAUUCGUGCCCAAAAACAACAAGCCUAAACGCAAAGAAAAGUUUGGGUGUACCAUAGCGGGAGCGGUGGCCGACUACCAGCUGAAAUGGAUUGCAGCACUGAUGGUGGCCGAGCAUGCAGACUUGUUGCCUACACCGAGGCUGAUCGACACAUAACACAACCUCCUCAUGUCACCAUCAUCGCUUACCUUUUUCACAUUGUACAAAAAUAUUCAACAAGGCAAACCCUUGUAAUUAGUGAAAUAUUUAAAAGAGCAUUUUAAAAAGUUUAAAGGACUGAUAUGAAUCAUUCGAGUCUAAGGCCAGCUAAUAUUUAAUUUUGAAUUGAGUCCAAAAUCAAAAGGAAAGAAAAUUGUUUUGUUUAAAACAUUAGGCUCCAAAUAAGACUUAAAAGUUUAUUCAUGACUUCAAAAAUAUAUAUAUGUAUAAAUUAUACAAAAUUAGAAACAUACAAUAUAUUAACGUUUAUAUACAAUUUUAUAGAUCUAAGAUAAAUACGAAUGAUAUAUCGUAAUGAAAAUGUAAUUGAGUUUGUAUAAAAAUUAGAUGUGGUAUAUUCCAUUAUUCCAACAACGUCUAUAGUUCUGGUGAAAACUAAGUGCAAAAAUUUAAUUCAAACCAGUAAUGUUAAUUUUAUGUUACUGAGUAAAUUAUUUGAUGACAAAUACCAUAGUAGUAGAUGACUAACAUUCCUGAGAUAUAAAAUUAUAAGUAUAACCUUGUAAUGUGUAAAAAUAUUAAGUAGAAGAAACAUUCGCAAACAAUAAAUAUUUUCGUAAUAUAAUCAAGGGUACUGAACUUGAGCCUGUCUGUAAUCAUCAUCAUCAUGGCAUGCCAUCUUCGAAUUGAAGUUUGGAGGUCAGCAUACGGAAACCCUCGCGGCUUUGGGCCGCUAUUUUCAGUUCGUUGUAUCUAAGUCGGGCCAAUCCUUUAUGUCAUCAAACCACUUUCGUCGAGGGCGGCCAGGAGGUCUUUUGGUUUCUUUGGCCAUAUACAAAGGGGACCCCACUUUGAAUUUCUAAGACUGAUUAUUGAAGGCAAAAUCCCUGUCUGUAAUGUUUCUGAUAAAAAUAAUGCUUUAAAAAGUCUGAUCUGGUGCUAAUAUUGGUAUAGACUUGAAAUGAUCAGAGACCAUUAUACAAUUAUUCUAGGUUAAGUAAAAUAUACUAUGCCGUAUGUGCCUAUUAAAUUGGACUUGCCUUAAUUCUAAUAUUAUUUUCGUACGCAUUUUAGCCAAGGGUCCAUUGGAACCCAGUCGUCUGAGUGUUCAUCAGCGGCGAAAGCCAACAUUAAAGGGGUCUUUUACACCUUUGUAUAAUAGGUGAAAUGGCUGCAUAUGCAGAGGUAUAUAACUAAAUAGACCAUAUCGGACAGUUCUCCGCAUAUUACUGCAGUGCAUUUAAUUUUAUAUAAUUAUACACUACAAUUAAAGUACUAUUCAGAGAAAAGAUUUCAAGCGAAAUCAUAUUCCAUCAUUCCAAAUUUGGAUUUGUUUUAAUAUAUUCGAAUUUAUAGUACGAAUUUUGUAACAAUUAUUUCGAUGUAAUAAUAUUUUAUGCAAACCUGAAAAUGACAAUUUCGCGCAUAGGUUAUUAAUAAUAAUUAACUUAGUAUUUUUCGGCCUUUGCUGCUAUGUAGGCAGUUUUAUAUCUAUAUGUAUAGGUAUUAGUUGUGUGAUACGUAAUAUUGCCAAAGUGUACAAAUCAAUGAAUAUGAACUACGAAAGUAAGAAAAUUAUUAAGUUUUGCAGACGUCUAUCUACUGUAGUCACAAUACCAACAUUAUACCCUUUAUAGUUAUACAUUUAAUAAUGAUGAUUAUUGUCAUUGAAUAUUAUAUGAAUUAAUAAAUUUAAAAAAUA